GCUGACUCUCCCACAUGGAACGCUUCUGUCUGUGUCAACUUCUGUGACCAGUUCCUCUCACACGUCAAGAAAGUUGUACAAGAAGACAACCCCAGGCUUGUUUAUUUGUUUACAUGGAGACCGAACUGCCCUGUAACCCACACCGUACACAGGGACUCUGAGAACAGCUUCUUACCAGACUGGUACACACAAAGCUUCCAAACAACUUAGUUGAUAUGGGGCAAAGUUAAAGAAAUAUGCUAACAGUUAGUUACCAGGGCUCAAAUACUGGUUGCAUGUGCACCCAAGUGCAACCAAAAUUGGAACUGUGCACCCAAAUUUUUUCAGUGGGUGCACAGGGUUUUUCGGUUUAUGUAUGAAAAGAUAUCAAGUAUACUAAUAUACAUCAUAUUCUUGACAUCUAAGUGUGACAAAAAUAAUAAAAAUGUCUCAUGUUUCUUGUUU
Molecule: messenger RNA, 444 nt
Organism: Branchiostoma floridae (Florida lancelet)
Lineage: Eukaryota; Metazoa; Chordata; Leptocardii; Amphioxiformes; Branchiostomatidae
Product: decapping and exoribonuclease protein-like
Source: RefSeq, a predicted model, not a curated record